AUGCCUGGAUCACCACCACCAUACCGGCCUAAGGCCGACCUCAUCGCCAGAGGCGUCAAGCGACCAAGUCCUCUUGGCACUUCAACCUUUAUCGGGUUGCGCGCGCUCGAUCCGUUGCUCCAGUAUCGCAUUCUCGCCCAUGGACUCGGAACGGGAUUCCUCGCCAAGCUUGGCAUAUCAACGAUACCUCUCAGCGCAACUGUAGUUACACGAACGGGCUUCAAGAUAAUCGACCAGCUCGGCCUCCCCCUCGAACGUCUCAUCUUACUCGGAAUGGCUGUCGGCUCUGCGGCGAAGCAGAUCUUCUGGCUCACGUACAUAUCGCAAGAGGAAUUCCAGCCAAAACCGGCCGUCAUCGUCUCCGCGUUCAACUCCUUCUGCAACAGCGCAAACUCCCUGCUACUUCUGACAACCGCCACCUCUGCCGCGCUCUCGACAAAGCCAUUGACGGUUCCCGUGCCUGGCACUCGCGCUAAGCUGUCGCUGCCGGUCGCCGUGGGCACCGUCUUGUAUAUUCUUGGUAUCCUGCUUGAGACCGGCUCAGAGCUGCAGCGCAAGAGGUUCAAGGACAACCCGGAGCACAAGGGCAGGCUCUGCAGAGAGGGCCUUUGGAGCUGGGCCCGGCACAUCAACUAUACCGGAUACACCCUGUGGAGAGGAGGGUAUGCCCUCGCAGCAGGCGGCUGGGUGGCCGGUGCUGCGGUGGUCUCGUUCCACGUGCAUAGCUUUAUCGGCAACGGCAUCGUCUCGCUCGACUACUACAUGAGCCGCCGGUACAAGGACCAGUGGGGCCGCUACAAGGAGGACGUCAAGUGGAAGCUUGUGCCUGGCCUCUACUGA
This is a messenger RNA of Diaporthe citri, 840 nucleotides long. RefSeq lists its product as uncharacterized. The transcript has a single exon. The record is from RefSeq and is a predicted model, not a curated record. Gene Ontology annotation, biological process: ergosterol biosynthetic process. Bases 1 to 840 code for a protein of 279 amino acids. NCBI's taxonomy places the organism in Eukaryota, Fungi, Ascomycota, Sordariomycetes, Diaporthales, Diaporthaceae. Gene Ontology annotation, molecular function: Delta14-sterol reductase activity. Gene Ontology annotation, cellular component: endoplasmic reticulum membrane.